AUGGAGACCACCACCACUUCUUAUACCCGAAGUAAAACCACAAACUUCUUCUAUAAAAUCAACUUCAUAGUCUACUUAUUUGGCCUGCCAAACUUUUGGAUAGAAGAUCUAAAGUUAUCUAAAAGAUUUGUCAAAUUCUACGACAAGUUUUCUAUAUUUAAUAACACCUUAAUAUUUUUGCUGAUUAUUUUUGAGUUAUGUUCGUAUUUCACGCAGACUCAGUUGACGGAGACGCAUCAGUCCAACCGGCUUAUUUACGCCAUAUCUCACCCAAUGCUAUUCAUGUUCCGCGUGAUGAUGACCAGUAUCAAGGACAGAGUGAAACUGGUGAUGUACAGCCUCAACGUAGGCCUGAAGAGAGUGCACAAUGACCCUGAAGUAGAGAAGCAGAUGAUUGCGUGCACCAUCAUGUAUUUGUCCGCUUUAUUGCUAAGCUGUUUGAUGUCGAUGCUCAUGUAUGCUGCCGAAGGUUUCGGGGAAGUUAUAAGACAUGGUAAGACUUUUACGACUAUUAUCACUGCGUAUCCUAGAGUCGAGGACGCCUCUGACAUGGCUAACGUGGUGAGGGCCAUCUGUUUUAUCAUCUGGUGGAUCUUCCUGACCAGAAUUUUCGCAGUGUACAUCCUGGUCAUCUCCCUGACCACCUGUCUCAGUUACCAGUACAAAAAUCUGCAGAGUUAUUUCAUUAGUCUCAAUGAUAUAUUCGAGAGAAAUGAUCUCAGUCAGAUAGAGAAGGAAGAACAGUACGAGGCUGGCUUUAAAGUUGGGAUAAAGCUUCAUGCGGAUACGUUAAGAUGUACACAGCUAACUCAGUCUGUCUGCCGCGGUGUAUUCAGCGGACAAAUCGUCUUCAAUAUCUUACUCCUAGUAGUGCUCAUGGCGCAAAUGGCGAAUUCAGAACGCACUCUUGUGAACUUAGGCUCAGCGGGGUUUACUGCGUGCGCUGUGCUCAUUAGCACUGGUUUCUACAUGUGGAAUGCUGGAGAUGUCACUGUAGAGGCUUCACAUUUGGGAACAGCUAUAUAUUUCUCCGGCUGGUAUCAUUGUCAAGGACUGUCUUCAGUGCGUAUUCGAAAGCUUGUGGUUAUCACCAUGUCAGAAGCACAGCGUCCUGUUGUCCUCAAAGGCCUGGGAUACAUAGAUCUUUCGUACCAAUCAUAUAUUAGAAUUGUGAAGUCGUCAUACUCCGUGUUUUCAGUGUUAUUUUAA
This is a messenger RNA of Spodoptera littoralis (African cotton leafworm), 1209 nucleotides long. The record is from the annotation of a GenBank genome assembly. NCBI's taxonomy places the organism in Eukaryota, Metazoa, Arthropoda, Insecta, Lepidoptera, Noctuidae.